UUCUGUCAACAUAGGUUUGAAGAAACAGUGAUUGAUCCAUACAAUUUUACAAACAGUCCUCUCAAUUACAACUCAUCCAAGUAUAAAGAUGACUAUGAUGAUGAUGAUUAUGAUGAGAAUACAGAUCUCAGGAAAUCUCUCAUCAUGUCACUCAUAGUCUAUAGUCUGGCUUUUGUACUUGGAGUGGUGGGCAAUGGCAUUGUCAUUUGGGUUACUGGUUUCAAAAUUAAAAGGACGAUCAACACGGUCUGGUUUCUGAACCUUGCUGUAGCAGACUUCCUCUUCACAGCCUUCCUCCCUCUCAGCAUGGCAUAUACGGCUAUGAGCUUACACUGGCAUUUUGGCCAGUUCAUGUGCAAAUUCAACAGCACACUCAGUUUCCUCAACAUGUUUGCCAGUGUGUACAUUGUGGUUGUGAUCAUUGUUGACCACUGUGUGUCUGUGGUACGUCCGAUCUGGGCACAGAACCAUCGGAAUCUGAGCCGAGCUUCUGUGGUGAGCUUUGGAGUUUGGUUAUUUGCCCUGGUGUUGAGCUCACCCUACUUUGUCUUCGGGGACACUGCACCCGACCACAGCAACCCAAACACAAUCAACUGCUUCAACAACUUUGCAUUCUCCCAUGACUAUGAAACACCAGAGGUGGUGGAGUUCCAUAUUCUACGGCAUCGUGCCAUGAUCAUACCUUUCAUCAUAGGCUUUGUGGUGCCUUUUGUGAUCAUCGUCUCCUUCUAUGCAGUCAUUGUCCAUCGUCUCCAAAGAAACCGUUCCAUGUCUGGCCGAACUGGACGGCCCUUCAAGAUAAUUGCUGCUGUGAUCACCGCCUUCUUCAUCUGUUGGGCUCCUUACCAUAUCCUGGUGCUCAUUGACAUGGUAAACCACACGGGAAUGAAAUACAUCUCCACCCUGCAAUUUGUCACUGUUGGAAUUCCCAUAGCGACCAGCUUGGCUUUCCUAAACAGCUGCCUGAACCCAUUGUUGUAUGUUUUCAUGGGACAAGACUUUAAAGAUAAGGUGCGCAAGUCAAUCCUUAAGGUUUUGGAAACUGCUUUCACAGAGGAAGUUUCACGAACAAAUACCUACACAAAUUUAAUGCCCACUAUACGUAACAAAGAGAAUGGGAGCAAGUCUUUCACUGAUGCUUAAGUAUAACAGUAUAACAUAAAUGAAGUACUUUUUCUAAAGAAGGACUUUACAGAGUGUCUCAUAUGGAUUUAAUGCCAUCAUAAAUAAAAGUGAGACACAUUAACCUGAAGAACUGGACCAAAAUAAA
Cyprinus carpio (common carp) is the source of this 1270-nucleotide messenger RNA. Its product is annotated as chemokine-like receptor 1. The record is from RefSeq and is a predicted model, not a curated record. NCBI's taxonomy places the organism in Eukaryota, Metazoa, Chordata, Actinopteri, Cypriniformes, Cyprinidae. Gene Ontology annotation, molecular function: complement receptor activity; G protein-coupled receptor activity. Gene Ontology annotation, cellular component: plasma membrane. Gene Ontology annotation, biological process: positive regulation of cytosolic calcium ion concentration; complement receptor mediated signaling pathway; inflammatory response.